AUGAUGGCUCCUCAGCAGACGCAGCAGCUUCUGUCCCCCAACCAGCUACAGGCGCUGAUCCACCAGAAGCAACACGCCCUUCUGCUCCAGCAGCAUCUGAAGGAGUUUUACAAGACGCAGCAACAACAGAUUCACCUGCAGCUGCUUCAACAGAAACCCAGCAAGAAAGUCAAAGAGCUCCCUGCACAGCAGCUCGUGUUCCAGCAGCUCCUCCAGCUCCAGCAACAACAGCAGCAGCUCGUCCGGGUGCAGAGACCAGUCCUGUCCUCUCCUGCCCUCUCUCCAGUUGGUUUCAGCUCUGCAGACAUGCAGCAGAUAUGGAAAGAGCUCGUGAAAGGACUAACUGAAGAUAAAACCACGAUUAAGGGCAAUCAGGACUCUUCUGCCGAGAGCGUAGUGUCAAGAAAAGUCACUGGGAGACAGACCAGUGACCAGCAGUCUCCCUCUCCUCGCAGGGCAAAACGUGCUGAUCACGCCGCUUCACAUGUUCUCUACAGUCACGGUGUGUGCAACUGGCCCGGAUGUGAGUCAGCCUGUGAAAACUUGAACCAGUUUAUCAAGCACAUAGGCAGCGAACACACUCUGGAUGACAGAAGCACAGCCCAGUGCAGAGUCCAGAUGCAGGUGGUCCAGCAGCUUGAGCUUCAGCUCUGCAAAGAACGGCAGCGUCUGCGAGCGAUGACGGCUCACCUGCAUCUGCCAUCUUCAGAAGCUCAGUCGCUCUCUGCACCCGCGAGUCUGCAGCCGCCACAGUCUGACGCGGCUGCUGACCCACACGGCCUACAGCUCAGCCUGCCCUCGCUGAACCCGUCAGACUCGGCACAAGCCCCCCCCCGACCACUGGCCCCUGUCAGCGCUCCAUCCCAGGGGUGUGAAGAAGAAGAGUCGCCCACUCAUACAGCACGUGCUGGGGCCAUGAGACAGCGACACCACCCCUUGGUUUACUCGUUGUCGUCAGAAAAUGAAUAUGAGCUCUACAAGAACACUGAUAUCAGACCACCUUUCACCUACGCAACACUGAUAAGACAGGCUAUUAUGGAAGCAUCAGACAUGCAGCUAACACUCAACGAGAUAUACAACUGGUUCACACGGACGUUUGCUUAUUUCCGACGCAACGCUGCCACUUGGAAGAACGCAGUUCGCCACAACCUGAGCCUGCACAAGUGUUUCGUGCGUGUGGAGAACGUGAAAGGUGCCGUGUGGACGGUGGAUGAGGUGGAAUACCAGAGGAGGAGAUCCCAGAAGAUCCCAGGGAGUCCAUCACUGAUAAAAAAUGUGUCCUCGAACCUUGCUUUCAGGACCAUUGUGAACGCCAGCUUACAGACGGCAGCGGCUGAGGCGUCACUGCCGGGAUUCGAGAAGGAGAGCGUGAGCAGAAACUCCAGGAGUCAAAUACAGGAGGGCAAAGCGGCAAACAGCAACAGCCACAGUAACCCAAACAUCUCUUUACGAGUCCAGCAGUGUCUUUUCCUUAAAGAGAAAGCGAUGAAUCUGAAUGACCAAAAACCUCUGGUGCCGACAGUAACACCAGCCACUCUGCAUCAUGACAUGACUGCAAAUGACGAAGAGCACUUGUUUGACCUUGAAUGA
Molecule: messenger RNA, 1590 nt
Organism: Xiphias gladius (swordfish)
Lineage: Eukaryota; Metazoa; Chordata; Actinopteri; Istiophoriformes; Xiphiidae
Product: forkhead box protein P2-like
Exons: 14
Coding region: 1-1590 (529 amino acids)
Biological process (GO): regulation of transcription by RNA polymerase II
Cellular component (GO): nucleus
Molecular function (GO): RNA polymerase II cis-regulatory region sequence-specific DNA binding; DNA-binding transcription repressor activity, RNA polymerase II-specific
Source: RefSeq, a predicted model, not a curated record